Lepisosteus oculatus (spotted gar) is the source of this 4017-nucleotide messenger RNA. RefSeq names its product collagen alpha-2(IX) chain. The record is from RefSeq and is a predicted model, not a curated record. NCBI's taxonomy places the organism in Eukaryota, Metazoa, Chordata, Actinopteri, Semionotiformes, Lepisosteidae.
GGUUGGGGAGAGCAAAUCGCCUCCCUUGGCCCCCUGAGAUCAGCCUGACACGGAUGGCAAACGCAGAGGUGUAGAGAAAGCCCUGCCUUGCUUUCUCUAGGCAGAGCUCACUAGGCAGAUAGGAACCUGGUGAACAGAGAGGCUACACCACCCCGGACAAAAGAAUGAUGUAAAAAGGAUACCUGAGUGAGUGAAAUCGAGAAGGGCCCUCUACAACUCGCCAAUAUCUGCACCCAUCUAACUGUCCUGAAGCCAUGGCAGCUGGAAACGCAAAGGUUUCUUGCACAGCGAGAGCAGGGGUUUGGCUGUGGCUGACUAUCUGCAGUCUCACUGCUUUCUGCACCCUCCCAGUGCAUGGCCAAGACUACUCUGGGUACCACUCAGGAGAUGAACAUGUCUAUGAAGGCUCAGUGGUUGACUCCUAUGAAGAACACUCUGGAUACCACCGUCCAGACGAGUACCCCGAGGAGCCAACGCCAGGGUAUGAGGAGCACACAGCCUCGGGAUACUACCCCCCUCCCCAGCCCACCCCCGGGGUGACCAUGAUCACAGAGGAAGAGUACCCCUAUGCCACCACCACUGAGUCCUACCACUACGCUAAAGAAGUCACCACCAUGACCACCAGAGUGCCCUACGAGUAUCCCACUACCACACCCUCACCAUUCGAGGAAGCAUUCCCAGCCCCUGAUGUCUACGAUGAUGAAGGAACGGACAUAUUGACGGAGCUGAGAGUCUCCAGUGCUGUAGGGGUGAACGUGGUCCCAGGAACGCAGCCAGACCGGACUGCCUACCGCCUGAGCCCUCGAGCGCAGGCCAGGCGCGAGACGAGGCUGGUGCAGCCUCAGGGCUUCCCUGAGGAGUUCUCGGUGGUCUCCACAUUCCGCAUGCGGGAGGAGACCCCCCAGGAGGUGUGGAACCUGCUGCAGGUGAAGGACAGACAGGGGGGCAACCAGUUCCACAUCCGGCUCUACGGAGAGAUCGACGCUGUCGACGUCUACAGCGCCGCGGCGGCCGGCGAGGAGAAGGUCGCCACGUUUGAGAACGUGGGCCAGCUCUUUGAUGGCAGUUGGCACAAGCUGGCCCUCAGCGCCCAGAGGAACCAGCUGACAUUGUACCUUGACUGCCAGCAGGUGGGCAGCACCCCUUUCAGUCGCUAUGGCUCCAUCCGAACAGACGGACUGACCUCCAUAGGCACCAGGAGCAGGGACUCCGCCACCCUACCAGUAGAUUUCCAGCAACUGCAGAUCUACAGGGAUGCCAACAGGGCUGGGGACAUACCCUGCUGUGACAUCCCUGGCACGGCAGAUGAAAGGUGUGCCAUACUGGGAGCCGAGACUGGCCCCACAGACUGUGACUGUAAGCCUGGGGAGCCUGGUUUUGCUGGCUUUGCUGGACCAAAAGGCGAUAAAGGAGAACAGGGUCAACGUGGAUUUCCUGGAGUGCAAGGCAGAGAGGGAUACAAGGGUUUUAAAGGGGCACCAGGAAGAAGGGGAGACACUGGCCCAGAGGGUGACUCUGGUCCUCAUGGGUCUGAUGGUCCUUCUGGGUUUUCAGGAGCCAUGGGGCUCCCAGGAUCUCCAGGGGACAGAGGCGACAUGGGUGGGUCAGGCUCAAAGGGUGAUAUUGGACUGCCAGGGCCUAUGGGAGAAGCAGGACCAAAGGGAAUAACUGGGGAGUCUGGUGAGCCAGGAUCACCUGGGCCAGCAGGGACCAAGGGUGAAAAGGGAUCCAUUGGACAACCUGGAAAACAAGGACAUAUAGGACCUGUGGGAGAGAAGGGUCAGAUAGGAGCACCUGGAUUUUCCGGAGACGUCGGAGAACAAGGAUACAUUGGAUAUCCUGGAAUCCCGGGAGAGAGGGGACAUUCUGGUGAAAAGGGACAGAAGGGUAUUGGGGGAAUGCCUGGCAGCGAUGGGGAGCCUGGAGAAGACGGUCCUCUGGGUGUCCCUGGAUUGAGUGGUCUGCCAGGAUCUUUUGGGAAAAAGGGUGAAAGAGGGGAUCCUGGACGCAGGGGACCGCCAGGGAGACAGGGUGCCCAGGGAGCCCGAGGAGACUCCGGAGAUCCAGGCACCCCAGGGAAGCCUGGACCCCAAGGUCUGAAAGGACAGCCCGGAGCUCAGGGAGAGACCGGUCCAGAUGGGAACAAGGGUGAGCGGGGAAGGAAAGGCAUCAAGGGAGAUAAAGGGGAGGAGGGAACCAAAGGAUCCAGAGGAGAUAAAGGACAGCAUGGAGAGAGGGGCUCUCUGGGCCCUGAUGGCCCAGUGGGACGCAGAGGCCCCCCAGGGAUCCCAGGCCCAAGGGGAGUUCCUGGUCCCAGUGGAGACGCCGGGGACGCAGGCCCAGCAGGGCCAAAGGGCGUGCAGGGGCCCCAGGGUCCAGGCUUGAGUGACGCACAGAUCUAUGAGUUGUGCCGAGGUGUGGUGACAGCGCAGAUCUCGCAGUAUGCAGUCUCCAUCCGCUCCAAGUGUGCCCAGGGCUGCCCCAUCAACAACAGGACACUGAUUGGCCCCCCUGGCGUCAGAGGACCACCUGGCUCAUCUGGGAAACCUGGGAAGGCAGGACGUACUGGGCUCAAAGGAGCCCAGGGGCUGAGAGGGCCAACUGGAUUGGAAGGUCAGAAGGGAGCAGUUGGAGAGAGAGGUCCAAAGGGCAAGAAAGGAGAGCGGGGUGAUCCGGGCAUGGGAUUGCCAGGACACGACGGACCUCAGGGGCUCCGAGGCUAUCCCGGCUACGCAGGACUUGCCAAAGAUGGAAUCACCGGCCUGGAGGGCCCACGUGGUUACUCUGGUCCUGUGGGUCAGUCCGGCUUGCCUGGGCCUCCAGGGGUGCCUGGGGUGUGUGAGGCUAGGGACUGCAGCAUCCACGCCCCUGUGGUGAGGAAGGAGCAGGGCCUGGUGAAGCACCCUUCCGCCUAACAAAAAGACUGACUGGGUGAAGGACCAAUUUACCUCACCGAUAGCUCAGGUGCGAGUUUUUCCAUCUCGGCCUGGAGGUGCUAGAAACAUCCUGCACCUUCCUGAAACUUCAGUCUGGCCACGGGUCUUGACAUUUUUCUUAGAAAUCACGAAUUUCAUCUUGUUCUUGAACCACCAAGACCGCGAAACAUCAUUCCACUCCGAAGAAGAAGGACCCCCUCCUUUAUCCCUCCACUACUAACCCUCUGACUCUGGUCACUAAAAUUCAUAUUUGAAUCUGAAAAUGUUUGUAAUUGUUUUAAAGCUAAUUAGAUUUUGAGCUAUUUAAAGAUGUUUUUCAUGCUAUUAGUAGUGCAAUGGUUAAGAGGAAAAUAAAAAAGAACUGUAAAUAAUAACUGUAAAGUAUCUUAAGUACACAAACCCAUCUUAAAAACACAAGUGUGUUUGGAUGUUUUCAGCAAUUUACAAACCAGCAAAAGAGAACUUUAUGAACCAUGUUUCUAAAAAAGAGAUUUAUCUGAAAUGAAGACUUCAAUUCUAGCAAGAAAACGAAAGGAUGAUUUGUUUAAGCCCAAAGAUGUAUUUGUUAGGAACAGUUGAGCAUAAUAGAUAUUAAUCAAUAUUACUGUCAGUCAUAGAUCAUUUUUGCUGAUUUGAUUAUAAGUCACAUAUUGUAUAUCUUGAUCAGAUAAAUUGAUUAAGAGCCAGCUUAGGCUGUCUUCAUUAAUGUCAUUUGGGUUUGUGUUAUAUGUCAUCUUUGAACAUUACAAAGGAGAACAAUAUAAACAAUAUAAAGGCAUCACAGUCGGAUCAGUUUGAGCCAGACACAUCAAAGUCCAGGUCAGGUUUCUGAAGGUUGGAUUUUAACAAUCACACCUUGUUUUAGCCUGUUUUGGGGUUUUGUUAUCAGUUAUAACUCCUUAAAUACUCAGCUUAAAGCUUUUUGACUGGGACCAACAUUACAAAACACUACCAUGGGUAAAAAGUAAUUUCUCACGUUUGUGACUCCAAUAAAUUCUACUGUAUUUCUACACUACAUAUUUGAUGUGAUUGUAUUACAUUUGUCACAAUAUUUAUUAAAAUGACACAAGGAGAAAUCCCA